Molecule: messenger RNA, 1971 nt
Organism: Gopherus evgoodei (Goodes thornscrub tortoise)
Lineage: Eukaryota; Metazoa; Chordata; Testudines; Testudinidae
Gene: ZNRF3
Product: zinc and ring finger 3
Exons: 8
Biological process (GO): negative regulation of canonical Wnt signaling pathway; Wnt receptor catabolic process; ubiquitin-dependent protein catabolic process
Molecular function (GO): frizzled binding; ubiquitin protein ligase activity
Source: RefSeq, a predicted model, not a curated record
GGGCUGCUGCUGGCCGCGGCCCCGGGCGCCGCGCUGGCCAAGGAGACGGCGUUCGUGGAGGUGGUGCUCUUCGAGUCCAGCCCCAGCGGCGACUACACCACCUACACCACGGGGCUGCAGGGGCGCUUCUCGCGGGCCGGGGCCACUCUCAGCGCCGAGGGCGAGAUCGUGCAGAUGCAUCCACUGGGACUGUGUAAUAGCAACGAUGAAGAGGACUUGUAUGAAUAUGGCUGGGUAGGAGUGGUGAAACUGGAACAGCCUGAGUUGGAGCCUAAACCAUGCCUCACUGUUCUGGGCAAGGCAAAGCGGGCAGUUCAGCGAGGAGCCACAGCUGUCAUCUUUGAUGUUUCUGAAAACCCAGAUGCCAUUGACCAGCUGAACCAGGGCUCAGAAGACCCUUUGAAGAGGCCAGUGGUGUAUGUGAAGGGGGCUGAUGCUGUCAAACUGAUGAACAUAGUUAACAAGCAGAAAGUGGCACGAGCAAGGAUUCAGCACCGGCCCCCACGGCAACCCACAGAGUACUUUGACAUGGGGAUUUUCCUCGCCUUUUUUGUGGUGGUCUCUCUCGUUUGCCUCAUUCUUCUUGUCAAGAUCAAACUGAAGCAGCGACGUAGUCAGAAUUCCAUGAACAGGCUUGCAGUGCAGGCACUGGAAAAGAUGGAAACCAGGAAGUUCAAGUCCAAAAAUAAGGGUCACCGUGAAGGAAGCUGUGGAGCUCUGGACACACUAAGCAGCAGUUCAACCUCUGACUGUGCCAUCUGCCUGGAGAAAUACAUCGAUGGGGAGGAGUUGCGGGUGAUUCCCUGCACUCACAGAUUCCACAAAAAAUGUGUGGAUCCCUGGCUGCUGCAGCAUCAUACUUGCCCCCACUGCCGCCAUAACAUUAUAGAACAAAAGAAGGGAAACCCAGGCCCGGUAUGUUUGGAAUCCACCAACCCAGUGCGCAGCCGGCAGCAGAGGGUGAUUCUGCCAGUUCAUUAUCCUGGCCGAGUGCACAGGACCAGCCAAAUAACUGCAUAUCCCACCCGCACUAGCAUGGACCCCCAUGGAAAUCCCAUCACGGUACUUACAGUGGACAGGCAUGGUGAGCAGAGCCUGUAUCCAGCACAGUCCCCUGCUUACAUCCAAAAUUACCAGCCUGUUCACUUGGAUCAUGCCUUGAACACACAUCGCUGUGGCCUGGAGCACAGAGCUUAUUCUCCAGCUCAUACCUUCCGAAGGGCCAAGUUCAAUGGACGUAAUUUCUCCAAAGCAGCUUGUUUUUCCCAGUAUGAGACCAUGUACCAGCACUACUAUUUCCAAGGCCUUAGCUACCCUGAGCAAGAUGGACAGCCUCCAGCAGGCAUUGCCUCAAAGGGUCCCUCCCGUGCCUUCCAGCCUGGUGGCAGCAUGCUGUUCCCUCCUGUGGUACAUGUAGUGCCCUCCUCCCGCUUGGAGAGUGGCAGCACCUCCAGUUUCAGCUGCUAUCAUGGUCACCGCUCAGUGUGCAGUGGUUACCUGGCUGACUGCCCAGGCAGUGACAGCAGCAGCAGUAGUUCUGGUCAAUGCCACUGCUCCUCCAGUGAUUCCAUGGUUGACUGUACAGAGGUCAGCAACCAGGGGGUCUAUGGGAGCUGUUCCACCUUCCGUAGUUCUCUGAGCAGUGACUAUGACCCUUAUAUUUACCGCAGCAAGAGCCCCUGCCGAGUAGGGGAUGCUGGUGGUACAAACCGAGGGACGAUCGUUCUCCUGGAGGGCCCCCAUCAGGACGAGCUUCUGGCACAUGGACACGCUCUGAUGGGUGCUGACUGUCGGCCUGUGCCAGCUUCUUCCUCAGGGGACCAACUUUCUAACUGCAGCAUGGAGAUGAACUACAGCAGUAAUUCCUCACUAGAGCACAGGGAUUCAAAUGGCACUACCUCAGAGGGAGGCCUCGAGGCUACUCCCAGUGCUGCCUUGGAUGUUAAAAGGAACUGGAAAGGUCCAGAAGUA